AUGUAUGCAACAUACGCUGGAUGCUGUCACUGCAGUGUGCCCAACGGACCCCAGUUGCAAGUGCAAGAGGAUGCUGAGGCUGAUGGCAGUGUUGGAUCAAGAAGGGAACAAUGGGUUGCAGAGGACUGGUCGGUGUGGUCUAUCAUCGACCCAGCUCCUUCAGCUACGGUCAUGGAAUGGAGACGCAAUGACGGAGAGCAAGACGUGGAGCGUUUCCUUAUUGCUCUUGCAGGUCCUCUGGCCCUGAACACAGUACGUGGCGGGCUGCAUUGUUGUUUCAAUCCCUCUGAUCCAUACAGAGACGCUGUCAUAGCUCUACUGGAAGCAGCAGGAGUUGAGAAUGGCAGGCCAACCCUAGACCUGGUUGAUGUGCGCAUUGACACUCUGAUCUGCAACAACCUUGCUGCCCUAAGGCACAUGGCACCCAACAUGAGGGCACCAUGUCCAGAAACAGUGCAGCGAGUCAUUGACAUGGCCUCGAGAGCUCGAGUGUCAGCUGCUAACGGUCCCCGCUCAUUAGUGCUGCUGAAGGACAAUAUGGCAGAAGAUCUUUACAAUGCCGCAGAUGACUAUGGUCUGCACGGUCUGGGGUGUGGCCAGGGUCCUGCUCUCUACCAGAGGAUGCUCACCUUGGUGGACUACCCCUUCAAUGGAGAAGUGUACGAUGGUGUAGGGCGUCGUCGCAAAGUGCAAGCAUUUGUGCGCCGACAUGUGGUGGAUCUCUUUCCCUGGAGUUGUCACGAGCACCUGCUGUUCUACUUUGUUUUGUGCUUGCGCGUUGUUUUGCGGACUGGUGCCACCGUGAUUAGACUCACGUCUCACCCAGUCAAGUUCUUGCUGCUUGACUGUGCAAAUCAGAUCCUGCACUAUAUUGCCACAGUCACCGGAGCAGACGUCUUGACGAGAGUUCUCUUGGGCAAGCUGCCAAUCACAGCGCUGCUGGUGGUCAUGAACAAAAGUCACAGCAUCAACAAGAAGUAUCGGCGGCAGCUCAAGUGGCUAAAGCCCAGCAAUUGGAUUGACAGCUGCGGCAGCAUCCAUGACUUUACGCUGCAGAUCAGUGGUACCACCAAUGGCCGCGGGGAUAGCCUGGCGACCUUUGUCUUUGUCAUUGCACUGGAUGAGGGGGCACUCAAGUACUGCCUGCUGUACGCCAAGGACUUUGCCCGCCUAAUCUAUUUAUCGAUGGCAAUCUUUCGAGCAGCAGAGCAAGGACUAGAGCUGUUAGAGCUAGACGUGCUCAUUCAUGCCAGCCAAGUUGCCAACCUGCUCGUGUUGACCCAAGCUUGUCUCAAGAAGCUUUUGCGGACACGUCGUUUCUUCAUGCCCCUGGAACAGCUUCCUGAUGACAAUGAUGAUGACGACAAUGACAGUAAUGUCGAUCUCAAUGACUUUUGGAGUGACAACAACGACAAUGACGAUGACAAUCUGGACGGCUUUGGCGGUGCCUACGAUGAUGAUCUGGACGGCUUUGAUGAUUUUGACGAUCUUGAUGAUAACGAUGACGCCAAUGGUGACACCAACGGCCGUGACAACUUUAACAAUUUUCAUGAAGACGAUGAUGAUGACGAUAACAAACACGCUCACAAAGAUGAUGACGACUCACUUCACGACUUUCACGGCGGCGCUGGUGGCCCUAAUGAUGAUGACGACGAUGAUGACGACAACAUUGACAACAAUGACGACUAUCAUGAAAACAGCAUCCAUCAACGCGCAACGUCAGGCUCAGCAGCACGUCGCCUUGCGCUCGCUGAAACCACAAACUCUGCACCCUACAAGUGCGAGGAGCUGAGGACGUCCGGAUUUUGCACGCACACCGGUGCUUGUCCCGCGCCAAAGCCAAGUUUGUUGCAUUGCAACAAAGGACUUGCAGAGGAAAGCAUCAAGAAGCGAAAUGUAGGGAUUGAUGCGACGCGCACGAGACCCACGCUGCCUUGGACUUCUGGCGAGAUCAAGAGGCAGAACAUCCUCACCGUCAGGAAGCCAGGCAGCAAGGAGCAAUCUCUUCAGUGGAAGAUGAACCCAAGCCUCUCUUGCCCUGCAUCUCUUGAUGCAGCAGCUGCUGCCAAGUGGCAUCUGCCACUGCCUGAAGGGGUGUUGAUUGCCCAGAGCGCAGGAGGGUACUCCUCGAGCGUGGCCAAGACCAAGGCCAAAGGGUACAGCCCUGAAUCUGCCGCAGCAUACGCCCAGCAAAGGUCUUACUGCGCAAGAGGAGGCAACUCUGCUCUCCGCAACACUCCCUUUUUCAACACCUUGGCGUCGGCUAAAGGCAGCAAGCAUAAAGCAGGGAGGGCUAGGCCUGCAAGGCUCUUCAUGAUUGCAAGUCACCUUUGUGUAGCGGUGCUCAAUCACCUUGCUGUGGUAGGGGACGCCAUGCUUGAUCACUUCGCUGUGGAGGGGGCGCCAUGCUUGACGGGUGUUGACAUGGUGCACUACCUGGCAAAGCACCAGUGGGACCUGCAAGUACAUUGCCAACUUUGUGUGUAA
Molecule: messenger RNA, 2487 nt
Organism: Ceraceosorus guamensis
Lineage: Eukaryota; Fungi; Basidiomycota; Exobasidiomycetes; Ceraceosorales; Ceraceosoraceae
Exons: 4
Coding region: 1-2487 (828 amino acids)
Source: RefSeq, a predicted model, not a curated record